AUGAGAUGUCAAGCAGAAAUCAAGUGCAGCCUACCGAGAGCGUGUCCACCUGAGUCUUAUCCUUUCCAUAUCUGGAGUGGAGCUGCAAAUGUUGUCGGGCCAAAGAUCUGCUUUAAUGGUAAAAUCAUUAUGAGUCAUGUGUUGAACAAUAUUGGCCCAGGAAUCAACCUUGUGGAGAUAAAUGAGAAAAGUGGAGCUGUGGAAAGAUGUGACUUUCUGAAUAUGGAGAAUGGAGACAAGGAUCAAAUAUUUGAAUACCUGAAGAAGAUAAAGCCUGGAAGUAUUGUUUUGGCAGCCUCGUACAUCGAUAUAACUCCAAAAAUGACGGAUGAAAUGAGGCAGAUAUUUGAGGAAAUAGGAAGCACUAAGAUCAGGUCUGUAAAUAAGCGAGACAUGUGGGUGUUUGCUGGAAAAAUGGGGACAAAGGAAAAAAGCCUGUUUGAGAGAGUGAUUGUUAAUGAUCCAAAAACAAACCUUUAUGGUGGCUGGCCAUCGGUGGCAGAAGUGGGCGGCUGCAUCCUAAAGACACAAAUCAACGAAGACGCACAAAUGGCUCCGGAGGCACAGGGGAAACUUUAA
Messenger RNA from Cheilinus undulatus (humphead wrasse), 579 nucleotides. RefSeq lists its product as uncharacterized. The transcript is spliced from 7 exons. The record is from RefSeq and is a predicted model, not a curated record. The coding region runs from base 1 to 579 and encodes 192 amino acids. Lineage: Eukaryota; Metazoa; Chordata; Actinopteri; Labriformes; Labridae.